Messenger RNA from Penaeus monodon (black tiger shrimp), 1210 nucleotides. RefSeq lists its product as uncharacterized. Gene Ontology annotation, molecular function: protein-macromolecule adaptor activity. NCBI's taxonomy places the organism in Eukaryota, Metazoa, Arthropoda, Malacostraca, Decapoda, Penaeidae. Gene Ontology annotation, cellular component: membrane; endoplasmic reticulum. The record is from RefSeq and is a predicted model, not a curated record.
UGAAUCCGGCCAUGUCACGGCUCCUGGGCACGCACCGCAUCCUCAGCGCCGUCAUCAUGACGCACUGCGCGCUCUGUAUCCACCACAAGCCGAUCCUGAGCAUGGCGCUGUGCAGCUGCCUCCUCACCAUCGCGGCCAACGGCACGGAGACGCUGUGGUACCGCACGGCCCCCAUCAACUUCUACACGCUCUUCCCCGUCGCCAUUGCAGCGAUCACCAUCGUGGGCCUGUGCAUCGCGCCGACCUUCCUGAAGAGUCCUGAGAUCGAGGCCGAGGAGGAGAAGCACCUGCUCAAGCUGGGGCUGCCCAGGAAGAAAUGUUGGAACAAGAAGCGGACCUGAUGUUCCAGUGUUGUCAGGUCGGCUGACGGCACCGCCACGGGUGUUGUCAGGCCGACUGCUUCCUUCCUCAGCGUUUUUGAGUCGGCCAGCCCCUCCAGCAGCGUUGUCAACUCGUCGAUCGGCUUAUUCGACUUCGGUGUCGGGUCGACGCAUCCCAUCAGAAGUGCUGUUACCUCGACCUUUUUCGCCAGGAGAGUUAUCUGUUCGACAAGCUAUGCCAGAGGAGUCGCUGAGUCGCACAGUCCUGUCAGGAGAGUCGCCAUCAACUCCCCCAUUUGCAAUUCCGGUUCUAUCAGAAGAGGCGACGUGUCUGCCGGUCCUGUCGCAAAAUCGAUCGGCCUCCUCAACUCUGCCGGGUUGAAGAGGUUCGCGGAUUCGGUGUUCGCGGGCAACGUCCACCAAGGGAGGGGUUCCCGGCCCAGAGCGGCCGGGAGCGACAUCAGCCUGAGUUCAUGUUCCGGUCUCGUCACUCGUCUCGUCGGCGUUGAAGUCGAGGGCGCCAUCGCCUCUGACUCCUCACCCGGGCCUCCCGCCUCCCGCCGCAUCGGGCACUUCCCCGCAGGUUCUCGCGCUCACGCCCAGCUCUGCCGAGUGCUCGACGUGGUCCCUGGCUCGCGCGGCUUGGCCAGGUGCUUCCCUUCGCCCGCCUCUUGGCUGCUCGACGCCACGAAGACUCUGGCGUGGGCCGGGCCGCUCGAGCUGGUCAGAUAACGGUGGCGCCGAGCGAGGAAAGACGAGGAGCGAUACCUUGCUCGCUUGGUGAUUUUUGUUCAGUCGAUGCUGCAGGUUGCUUCCCAGAAAACUUUUAUUUCGAUUCAGCAACUACAGAUACUCGGCUGACCAAUGGCGUGUCUUCAGCAAGGUGCUUU